GAAGCAAUCUUCCAUCGACUUCUAAUUCCUCUCAGAGCCAAGUCUAGACUCCACGGGCGUUUCUCCCAAUCUUGUGCGAUCAUGCAUCUCCCUCCGCGUCGGCUCGAGCCCGGUGAUUACGAUGCGGUCCGACACUAUCAACGAUACCCUACCUUUGGCCCUCAUCCCGAGCAAUCCAACAUAUACGUCUUCGACAGCGAUGCCGGAAUCGAACCCCAUGUUUUUGCAAACAGUGAUGUCUUUGAAGAGCAUAUAUCGUCUACCAAAAAGCCCAGGAAUAGGCUUGUAUCAAUAUGUUCCCAGAACUCAAUGCGACCGCUGCGCAUUACCUACGACGCGAUACGAACCAUGAUUAACCAGUACGAUAUCGGUCCAAAAUUUCUCGAUCUUGCCCUCUCCUUUGGCGAUAAACCACAAAGUUCGAAUGCCGGACAUGGUGGAAUGACUGUUAUGCACCGCAAGGACGGAUCUUACGAUAUCCAGUAUCUCUUCACCUACGCCGAGGACUAUACUGUAAACGGAAAGAUUUCUUGGACUAUCCGACAGGUCUGCGUGUUUCAUCGCUAUGAUCCCUCAGGCUCCAGGAACUUGUGGAUUCUGUUGCAUGCUCAGCGGAACUCGAAGUUACAGCAGCAUGUCGAAGCAGCGAUUCGCGCUGAACCGGAAAUUCUGCUGUCGGACUGGUACUCGAUGCAUUCUUUGGUUUUGUCCACUUACUUGACGGGCUGGAGAUGGUGUAUUGGCAAGCUUGGUCAGGAGAUUGAGGCAACUUGCGAUGCAGCCCUGACCUUCAGCCCCUCGGACACCGACGAUGACAAGCAGAGACUUCUUGGUCUCUUGAAGCCGCAAUACCUCGGUGAUAAACUCCUACCGCUAUCAUCGCGACUGGGCGUUGCCUUGGACAUUGUCCAAAAACUUGAAGAACUCAACACAGAGCUCAACUCAAAGCGACUUACAUCCGAAGGGAGCUUUCGACAUGUCACGGAUGAGACCAGAUAUCACAGAACUAUCCUGCAGGGCUACUUAAAUAGCAUCUCUGUCCUGGAGAAGAAAGUGCAGGGAAUUUCAGAUCUGCUCGCCGUAUCCCUCAACCUCAACUACCAAGCCGUUACUGUGGAGAUCAACAACAAAAUGUUGAAACUUACAAACGCUGCAAUCCAUGACAACGCGACCGUGAAGGUCGUGACCCUGGUCACCCUUAUUUAUCUUCCUGCCAGCUUUGUCUCAACUCUCUUAGGAAUGAACCUCUUCGACUUCGACGGCGGAAACGACGGCGGCGGGUUCACCAUCUCUCGUCAGUUCUGGAUCUUUGUUAUCGCCGCUGUUCCGCUAACGCUUCUUACACUGGCCUCUUGGUAUUUUAUCACUCAGCGGCGACUUCGGUUGAUUAGGAAACAUAAGAUUUCGGACGUGGAGAAGAUGGAGUGAUGACUUGUACCAGUAUGCUGUCUUAUGGGUGGUGCUUUGUGGUUAUUUGGCAAGUUAAAGAUUGCUUGUCAUUUUUCGUUUCGGCUUUCUCAUUCGUUCAUAGACAUUUGGUGGCU
Aspergillus melleus is the source of this 1544-nucleotide messenger RNA. RefSeq lists its product as uncharacterized. The record is from RefSeq and is a predicted model, not a curated record. Bases 82 to 1428 code for a protein of 448 amino acids. The transcript is spliced from 6 exons. Lineage: Eukaryota; Fungi; Ascomycota; Eurotiomycetes; Eurotiales; Aspergillaceae.